This is a messenger RNA of Poecile atricapillus (Black-capped chickadee), 4268 nucleotides long. RefSeq names its product protein kinase cGMP-dependent 2 (gene PRKG2). The coding region runs from base 250 to 2538 and encodes 762 amino acids. Gene Ontology annotation, molecular function: cGMP-dependent protein kinase activity; ATP binding. Gene Ontology annotation, biological process: protein phosphorylation. Lineage: Eukaryota; Metazoa; Chordata; Aves; Passeriformes; Paridae. The record is from RefSeq and is a predicted model, not a curated record. The transcript is spliced from 18 exons.
GCCGGGGAGCCUGCGGGAGCUGCGGCCUCCCGGGGCGAUACCGGGUGCCGGCGGGGCGGGACUGGGCGGGGAUGCUGGCCCGGCAGUGCCGGCACCCCGCGGGCCUGCGGCGGACCCGGGCUCGGCUGGCGCUGGAUCCCGGGAGCACCUCCCGAGCACCCCUCGAGCACCUCUGAGCACCCCUGGAGCACCCCUGAGCAUCCCGCGGCAGGCGCGGACACCUCCAUCUCUCCCGGGUCUCUGGACAAGAUGGGAAAUGGAUUAGCAAAACCCAAGCACCUGAGGCAGCCAAAUAGGCACGUGGCAAACCUCGCCAUUGGCUGUGCUGCCAGCCACAAGUUUCUGAUGGACCCAUGCCUAGGCAUCAAUGUGAUCAAUGGGCAGGCUGAUGUCCUCUGCAGCAAGGUACUUGAACUGGAAAAGGAGCUGAAGAGAAAAGAGCAGCAGUUGCAAGAGAGUCAAAACCAUGUUGCUGAGCUUGAGGAACAGCUGGCUAUGCAGACUAAGGUCAUAGCAGAACUCACCAAGGAGCUUCAGAGCAAGUGUAUACAGUUGAACAAGCUGCAGGAUGUUGUUAGCACUCAAGGAGAGCACUCUCUUCAGCCUUCUCCAUUUAAAGUUUCUGCUGAUAGAAGGAGAGGAGCCAAGGAAGGUGUAUCUGCAGAGCCAACAACACGACUGUGUGAUUUGAGCAGGCAAACCAUGUUUUCCCUUGAAAAAGCAACAGUCCGAAAGGAUUCCAGUGAGAAGAGGCUUAUCACAGAUGCUCUGAAUAAAAACCAGUUCCUGAAGAGAUUGGAGCCUCACCAGACUCGAGACAUGGUGGAAUGUAUGUAUGAGAGGACAUUCCAGCAAGGGACCUACGUCAUCAGACAGGGAGAACCAGGAAAUCACAUUUUUGUGCUCAAAGAGGGAAGUCUGGAAGUCUUUCAGCAGAAUAAACUACUCUCCUCAAUACCUGUGUGGACAGCAUUUGGUGAACUGGCCAUUUUAUACAACUGCACACGGACAGCUUCUGUGAAAGCAAUCACUAAUGUUAAAACAUGGGCACUGGACAGAGAAGUGUUUCAAAAUAUCAUGAGAGUGACAGCACAAACCAGACAAGAGCAGUACAGAAACUUCCUCAGAAGUGUGUCCCUGCUGAAAAACUUACCUGAAGAUAAAUUAACCAAGAUCAUGGACUGUCUGGAAGUGGAGUAUUAUGACAAGGGAGAUUAUGUUAUUCGGGAAGGAGAAGAAGGAAACACCUUCUUUAUAAUAGCAAAAGGAAAGGUGAUAGUUACCCAGAGUACUACAGACCACUCACAGCCUCAGGUGAUUAAAAAUCUACACAAAGGAGAUUACUUUGGAGAAAAGGCUCUCAUUAGUGACGAUGUCAGAUCAGCAAAUGUUAUUGCAGAUGAGUACAAUGUGGAGUGCCUCGUUAUAGACAGAGAGACAUUUAAUCAAACGGUUGGAACUUACGAGGAGCUGCAAACUUACCUGGAAGGUUAUGUGGCUAAUCUGGCCCAGGCUGACGAAAAGCGACAUGCAAAAGGAAGAUCCUUCUGUGGGCAGUUGACCAAAGAGGUGUCUCUGGAGAUGAUAGAGCUGAAGGAGAAAGUAGCCCAGUUCCCUCCUUCCCCAUUCCAGAAUUUAGAAGUUGUCACAACUCUGGGUGUUGGUGGGUUCGGCAGGGUUGAGCUUGUUAAAGUUAAAAAUGAGAACGUGGCUUUUGCUAUGAAAUGUAUCAAGAAGAAACACGUAGUAGACACCAAACAGCAGGAGCAUAUCUAUUCUGAGAAGAAAAUCCUUGAGCAGAUAUGUUCUCCAUUUGUUGUAAAGCUGUAUCGCACAUUCAAGGAUAACAAAUAUGUGUACAUGCUCCUGGAGGCUUGCCUUGGAGGGGAAUUGUGGAGCUUGCUGAGAGACAGAGGCAGCUUUGAUGAAUUUACCACAAAGUUUUGUGUUGGGUGUGUAACAGAGGCUUUUGACUAUCUGCAUCAAAUAGGAAUUAUCUACAGAGACCUGAAGCCAGAGAAUUUAAUUUUGGAUGCUGAAGGUUACAUAAAAUUGGUUGAUUUUGGAUUUGCAAAGAAGAUUGGAUCAGGGCAGAAAACCUGGACGUUUUGUGGAACCCCUGAGUACGUUGCCCCUGAAGUCAUUCUGAGUAAAGGCCAUGACUUCAGCGUGGAUUUUUGGUCCCUUGGGAUUCUUGUGUAUGAACUCCUCACUGGCAGCCCACCAUUCUCUGGGGCUGAUCAAAUGAUGACAUAUAAUUUGAUUCUCAAAGGCAUUGAAAAGCUGGAUUUUCCUAAAAUAAUAACAAGGCGACCUGAGGAUUUGAUCCGCAGACUCUGCAGGCAAAACCCUACAGAAAGAUUGGGCAAUCUGAGGAAUGGAAUAAAUGACAUCAAGAAGCACAGUUGUCUGGACCGACUGAUUACAGCUACUUCGACAGCUAUCCACCUGAAGUGGGAAGCCCUCCAGAUGAACUUUCAGGCUGGGACAAGGAUUUCUGAUAAUUUUUCCUUCUGGCACAUUUAUAGAGACUCAUAGGCAUCAGUUCUACCUUAUUUCUUGCUUAAAAUGAAGUUACACAAAUUACACAGCACUCCCUGAAGAACAGAAGACAGUACAGGACCAGAACUUGUUUGGAUAAUCCACCAAAAUCUGUGCAUUUUGUAACGAGGGCAUGCAUUCAGUCAGCAGCUGUAACCUGAUUUUUUUUUAUUUUAUUUUAUACACAGUGUCUCUAUGAACAUUUUCAGACACCAUUGAUUGGAUCUAUGGUUUUGCCACUAAAAAUAUCACUAGCUAAAAUUUUGAUAUUAAUAAGGUUACUAUAUAGCUUUUCUUGGGUGGAGAGGAUGGGUAUCAGAAGCCAACAGUUGUGACAUUUGUCAGUAGCUAAAACUAUAGGCACUUAGUUUUCUUUUUCUCUGCUGUGUUUCGCUUUUCCCUCAAAAUGUCCUGUAUUGCAUUGAUCCAGGAAUGUGUAGAAAAGAGACUUUUACUGAAAAGUUGAUCUGAUUUAGCUACAGCUAAAAGGGUAUCACUGUGUAAGCUGUCUCUCUGUCAGUCUAGUUUUGCACCAGGUUGAAUAUGUGAGACUGGUCAAAGGAAAAGGUAUAACAUAACAUAAGUUGCCUAGAGAAUCAGACUGUGGUGUACAUUUCCCUUACUGCUUUAAAGAGCCAUGUGCCUUUCUUAAAAUGUUCUGCUUUUGUGUAGUGCGAAGAUAAAACAGAUGGACAAAAAGCUUUUACUUUGCAGGGAAAAAUGCAGAUGGAUGUUGUGCAUUUGUGGCUUACACAGAAAAAUUCUGCUGCUCUGUGUUAUGAAUCCCAACUGCUGUUGAAAUAGGGGUGUUCCUGGGUUUCAUGCUGGGUUUAUGGGAUGGAUGCAUCUGCAGCCACUGCUUGGAUUUAUUCCAGCUCCUGCUGAGACCAAGUCCAAUCUAAAUUUCCAUAUUGAAGCUGCUGUAGCAUUAGCGCAUUUCACACGCUGGAUGGAAAACCUCCCGGGCAACUUGUACUGUGUGCUCAGGGUUUACUUACCCAUGGCUGCUGGAUCAUCUCCCUAGCUGCUGAUCAUGACUUUUCCCACUGGGAAAGGGAAAAUGAGGGAGGGAAUGCCACAGGGGCAGUUUUGUGGUUUGUUACAUUGUUAUAAUUAUUUUUCGCUGGUGGGUGACCAUCGCUUUGACAGCAAAUCAAUUUAAAUAUUUUGUAUAACCUUCAGCCUGAAUAAGGCAAUAGAAUAUUUUCCAUUGAAUUUAAUGAAGGUUGGAUGGAGCCCUUGAAAGAAGACACUACACAUGUAGCUGGUUUUGUUUCUCUGCCUGUUAGCAAAUUAUUAUGGAAACUUGCAGCCAGCAAAGCCUGUGCAAAGUGGAAUCAGAGAGGAUGGAGCAGAGGCUGUAAGCUGGGACUGUAGAUGGUUUCAACUUAAUUUUAUUUAGUAAUACCAAAGACUAAAUUUUAUUUUCAGGAUUCAGACGAAGCACUAGACAUUAGGUAUUUGUGUUUCUCUGUGCAUCUGUCUUUCUCUCAUAAAUAUUUUUAUUACAGUCAGAAUAAUAUUGUGCCAAGUUUUAUAAAAAACUUUUGAAUGUAUUUUUCCAUUGUAUUUAUAUGUAGUUUCCUUAUAUAUAUAUAUAUUAAAAAAAUUGAUAUAUAUAUAUGUUUUUAAGUGAAAAAAAUAUCUGUAUGAUGUUUAGUGCAGUUAGCAUUAAGUUUUUGCAGCUGUGGGAUAUAUUUCCUUUAUAAAGUUUAACUUAGCUUGUU